UUGUGCAGCUCUUGUGCACCCAACAAUUUGCCUCAUUAAACGGCCAAUCAAAUCUGCCCCUGACAUGUGCCCUCCUACUGUUCAGUGAAUGACAAGAAAUUAUUACAAGUCCUCCUCUUAUCUGUACAGUUUGAGUUUUACAGUGCAGAGGACAAACAGGGUCUCAGGCAGAGGAGAGUCUCCAGAAGAGGAGAGUUCAGACACAGUGAUGCCACCACUCUGUGCGAUUCUUGUCCUUUUCAGCAAAGUCUAUGGUCUGCUUGGGAAUAUAGUUCAGCCUGACGUGCUGGUGAGAGCCCAGCUUGGAGACACUGUGACUCUCCCAUGUUUCCAUCCUUCCAAGCAAGUGACAUGUGUCAGCUGGUUGAAGCAACCUCUUGGGCUGAAGCCUCAGCUUGUAGCGAUAGUGUCGAAAUAUCAACCUAAUGCUACAUUUUUCAAUGAGUUUAAAAACAGUAAACGCCUCAUUGUUAAUGCAGAAAAGGAAAGCUUUAACCUGACUGUGUCACAAGUAGAGCCAUCAGAUUCAGCCACGUACUACUGCACUGUUGUGCACUUCAUGAAGAUGAGCUUUGGAGAAGGAACUACUUUAAUGGUGAUGGGUUCAAAGUUAAACAACAGGUCAGUAGUACUACAGCAGCCCGAGUCUGAGUCAUUGCAGCCAGGAGACUCUGUGACUCUGCAGUGUACAGUACACACUGAGACCUGUGCAGGAGAACACAGUGUGUACUGGUUCAGACAGGACUCAGGAGAGUCCCCUCCAGGAAUCAUUUACACCCAUGGAACCAGGAGUGAUGAGUGCCAGAGGAGCUCUGGGGCUGUGUCUCCCACACAGAGCUGUGUCUACAACUUCCCCAAGAGGAACCUCAGCCCCUCUGAUGCUGGGACUUACUACUGUGCUGUGGCCACCUGUGGGGAGAUCCUGUUUGGGAAUGGGAUCAAGCUAGACUUUAAAGGAAAAGAACAUCUGUCUCUUUAUUGCUUGGUGGGGGCUUUGACGUUGAGUGUGAUCCUGAAUAUUGUCCUCGCUCUGAACAGGAGAAAGAGCUGUGAGAAGUACAAAGGAGCUGCAUCAAACAACCCAGUGCCGGGAGAAGACUUGUCGAGCAGACAGUGUCAAGAUGAAGCAAUGAAUUACGCUGCUUUGACUUUCAACACCAAGAAACCCAAAGUGAAGAGGAACAAGAGGGAAGUGGAGAGAGAAACAGUUUACUCAGACAUGAGAUUUAGAGACCGCGAGUGAAGCUUUCCAUAAAAAUUCAUCUUUGUCACAAGAAUAAUCAAACUCCCUCUUCCCUCACUAGAGUUGGUGAACAUCAUACUAUGUGGCUUUAAAUUAUACAAACUUACAGGAUUUUCCUUUUCUAAACCAAGAGCCUCUUUUCUAAUUUAAUGGGAACCAACAUUAAUUGGUCCAAAAUAAAACUUUUCUGUUUUAAAAGAUAUUGUUUCAAGAAAUAUUUGUGAACCACUGAAUAAACUAUAAACUG
This is a messenger RNA of Anguilla anguilla (European eel), 1490 nucleotides long. RefSeq names its product immunoglobulin superfamily member 3-like. Gene Ontology annotation, biological process: response to bacterium. The transcript is spliced from 7 exons. The coding region runs from base 89 to 1243 and encodes 384 amino acids. NCBI's taxonomy places the organism in Eukaryota, Metazoa, Chordata, Actinopteri, Anguilliformes, Anguillidae. The record is from RefSeq and is a predicted model, not a curated record.